Microthlaspi erraticum is the source of this 1041-nucleotide messenger RNA. NCBI's taxonomy places the organism in Eukaryota, Viridiplantae, Streptophyta, Magnoliopsida, Brassicales, Brassicaceae. The record is from the annotation of a GenBank genome assembly.
AUGGAGCAACCUAAGAAGUCUACGUCUGAAAUUGAUGAGAGGCUUGCGACAAUCAAGUUAGCUUUCGAUGUGAAGUGGUUGUCUGAAAAACAGAGUGAAUCUUCCUCUAAGCAUGGAAACAUGUCCACGAAUGACGAUUCAUCAGAAACUCGCGACAGCAGCAGCAUCAGUAAACGAAGGCGACCUAAGGCGAACUGUGUGGAGACAAGAUCUGAGCUUCCGGAUCACCCCAUUCAUGGUUUUGUAAACGAGGUCUUGUUCUUGAAGAACUUCUUGCUGAAGCGAAAGGAUUCCGAAGAGUUCAAGACUCUAGCGAUUGUUGGGAAAUAUGGAGUUGGGAAAACGACAUUGUGUCAGGUUGUGUUCAACGAUGAAGAUGUGAAACAAGCUUAUCUCCCGAGGAUAUGGGUGUCAAUGUACAGCAAAGAAACAGAAGAAGAUGAAGAUCCCAAGAUAGCUGUUGUGAAGAGAAUCUUGAGAUCACUUGGAGUCGAAGAUGAGAUGUUGAAACACAUCAAAACAGAUGCAGAAGAAGAGAAGAGAAGCAAAGAUGAAGCUGGGGAAAGAGAAGAAGAGACGGUUAAAGAGAAAGAGCUCUCUAGAUUCUUGUAUGCUCUUCACACGAAUCUGAUUGGGAAGAAGUAUAUGAUCGUGUUGGACGACGUUUGGGGAGAUAACGAGUGGGAUCAGAGGCUUGAUGAGGAGAAGAAAAUUCAACAGGAGAAAACACAUCUUUCUUGUGGGUUUCCUAAAGGGUUUGGUGGGAGAGUGAUUGUGACGAGCAGGGACGAGAGAUUGGGUAAGAAGAUAGUCGGAGAAGAAGAGAAUGUGCUGCGUUUGUUUCCGAGAUCCGAUGCAGAGAGCGUGUGGGAGAUUUACAGCGAUGCAGUUGGAGCACCCAUGAAAGUGAAUCCGAGGUAUCCAGGGAGAUUCAAACAAGAGCUUAUGGAUAAGUCUUGUGGUGUUCCUUUGGCUGCUCGAAUGUUGGCCAAGAUUGAGCCUGUGAAAGUGGAUGAAACCGGAGGAGACGUGGAGAAGUAG